Schistocerca gregaria is the source of this 2215-nucleotide messenger RNA. RefSeq lists its product as uncharacterized. The transcript is spliced from 8 exons. Lineage: Eukaryota; Metazoa; Arthropoda; Insecta; Orthoptera; Acrididae. Bases 804 to 1715 code for a protein of 303 amino acids. The record is from RefSeq and is a predicted model, not a curated record. Gene Ontology annotation, cellular component: mitochondrion.
AUGUGCAUCGUAUUGUUUUUUUAUUAUUUAGAAUUUUGUGUAUAUCAUAUUGUCUGCAUACCAUGAGCUGUAGUCACGGCCACAACCAUUCCAGCUGCGGGAGUCCUGCGAACCGAGUUGAAACUUACUCCUUAUUCAACCACAUCGACAUUGACUCGGUAGUGUGUUACAACGAGAAGGAGAAGGGGUCUUCUAGACGCAUUUUCAAGCCCUACGACAAAAAAGCAAGACAAGACAGAGUACCUCGAGUCAUGCGUUGACGAGCAGCUUCUGAUAUACGUGCCUUUCACUGGUCAGGUGAAAUUGAAAAGUUUUAUUUUGAUCGGGGGUCCGGACGGAUCCAGUCCUAAGACUCUGUCUAUGUUUAUAAAUCGGGAUGACAUUGAUUUUUCCAACGUAGAGGCCAUUCAGCCUGUUCAAAAAUGGGAACUCGUUGACUGCGAUUUCAAAGGCGAGGCCGAGUACAAUACGAGGCAGACAAAAUUCAACAGCGUGAGAAACUUGACAAUCUACAUCUCAGAAAACUACGGCAAUAAGAAAAGCAGGGUUUAUUACAUAGGACUCAACGGGGACUUCACGCCGGGCGGCCUUCGGCCGGUGAUCACUUCCUACGAGCUUAUUCCGAAUCCAUCGGAGAGGAUAGACACAAGGGAUGUCCAUCAAUCUGGAUUUAUCUCAUAGCGCUCUGGUCCAUAAUAAAAAUCGUAAAGUGACAAAUUUAUUUUUUGUUUUUUUUGUACCGGAUUACGACGACAGAUUUUUUAAUAAGUUUGAAGAAGAUCGUGGUGAGUGCCAAGAUUUUUAUGUUGACUACCUUUCCAAGGCCUCGCGUUGCUCUAGCCUCAGUUCUGACCAGCCCGAGAGUCUAUGUGUGGAGGCAGCAGGCAAAGCCCUAUGCGCGCAAUGAAGCACGUCCAAACAGUGAGCCGAGGCUGAUGGGGUUGCAGAUCCGGUCCUACGCCAGAGGUAAACUGCACAAGGCCAUUUCUAGACUAAAGCCAGGUGAACUUGAGAAGAUGCGCAAAUCUGCGCCGCCCUCCAUGCAACAAAGAGAAACGGCCUAUGUACUCAACUCCACAAACGUGAUUUUAGACCCGUGGCUGCCGCCUAAGCUGGAAAAUCCUAUUCAGAAGAAAUUUUGGAUUGGCAUAUGGGAAUGGGCGAAGCACGCGUUCAUGACAAGAAUUGCCGUUCCAUGGCAUUUGAGGGGCUUGGCUAGGCUAUUUGGUCAUCCCAAGGUCACCAGGUCUGCGAUUAGGCGUGCUGCCAAGUCGCUUUAUUUGCAAUUCAAUCAAGACCUCAGCAAGCUAGAAUUGAUGAAGAUCAGAGACUACGUUUCCGUGCCCUUAUUCGACCAGCUCAAGGCAAAGUAUAGUCGCGUCUAUUUGUUGCCGAAUGCCAUUCCGCAGUGGGAAUCAAAAAACAUAAGGACGAAAAUCAUCAACGUCGUUGUCGUCCAAAUUCCGUCCCCCAUCAAAUCUCAUUUUUUGCAGGCAUCUGUGCGCAUCACGGGCAAGCAGAGACUUGCUGUCGUCGACAAGAAUAGCGGGCAGCUCAUCUCGGGAUCGAGGAAUUUCGUGCAUGUUGAGGACAUUUGGGUGAUUGAAAGGGUCCUCGAAAAGAAAGACGCAACGUGGUGCGUGUUGAGUAUCAAUCUCGGCGCGGGCGAAGGGAUGCUGGAUAAGGCCAAAAGCAGUCGACGAGAAAAUAAGUGAGCGUUCGACGCGGAGAGUUUGUCGAUUUAGGUUUGGUUCAAUUAAAAGUUUAUUCGAUUGCAAAGUACUGCAGCGUGGCGGUUGAGAGUUUCAAAAAGUCGUAAAAGGAGUUCACAGAUAUACGAAGAACGCGAGGGUCGAGCGAUCGAAAACGCCUGUCGCAAAAGUCAGAUGUCAAAAAAAAUUCGAAGAAAAAACAAUUUCUUGAUACCUACACAACAAGGCUGUUUCCGUUAAGCUGAAAUGUUUUUUCAAUAGUAUCCGUAGGUUCUUUAUCUGGUUCUAGGCUUUUCAAAACAUAUUCAGCCCAUUCUGGUCGAGGAUAUUGAAUACACACUCGGCUAUACAGAAAAAGGGUUAGCGAACGAUAUAGCAUAGCGCGCGACGCGACGUGGUCGACUUGAGCGCACGCGUACUAUGUAUAUGCCAUUAUCGCAAGGUAUCCAAAGCGCACAAUACUCUUUUGGUCUCUAAGACAGAGAAAAAAAAAAAAAAAAAAA